UAUUUGGGAUACGUUAAAAGCAAUGAAGACAAAUACGUAUGUGAACCAAUAUGCAACAUUCCAUGUAACAAUGGUAAUUGCACCGCACCAAAUACCUGCACUUGUUUAAAUGGUUAUUCCAAAAAUAACAUCAAUGCCACAGAAUGUACACCAGUUUGUACUCAAACCUGUAUCAACGGAAAAUGCACCAAUCCUGUCACUUGCAAUGAGGGAUAUCAACCUAAAUCUUCCAAUAAAUACCAAUGUGAUCCAAUUUGCUCAAAACCUUGUGCGAACGGUUUCUGCUCAGCGCCAAACACAUGCUCCUGCAACGAAGGAUAUAUUCUGGACAUUCAAGAUAAAUUUAAUUGUCUUCCAGAAUGUCCUGGAGGAUGCGAGAAUGGAAAGUGCGUGGCUCCUGGGGUUUGUACUUGCUUAGAAGAUUACACCCCUCAAAAUAACACCAACACAACGAAAUGUAUCCCAAUUUGUACUACAACUUGUACAAAUUCGAAAUGUACCGCUCCUGAAUAUUGCAUGUGCCAUCAAGGAUAUCAAUCGAAUCCUCCAAAUAAAUACAAAUGUGACCCAAUUUGCUCCAAACCUUGUAGAAACGGAAUUUGUACAGCUCCUGAAAUUUGCUCAUGCAACGUAGGAUAUUCACUUGAUGAUGUGGACAAGUUUAAUUGCGAACCUGUUUGUCCUCAAGGAUGCAAAAAUGGAAAAUGCAUAAAACCGAGCGUUUGCGUUUGCAGUAAAGGCUACGACGAUAUGUCUAAUUCGACCGGAAAUUGCCAACCGAUUUGUGAAAAAGGAUGUCUAAAUGGAGUGUGUACAAUGCCAAAUGUGUGCACAUGUAUUGAGGGUUAUGUGAAAAAUAGAAUAAAUAAUUCAAUAUGUGAAAUGGAUUGUUCCAAACUUUGUCGAAAUGGAAAUAAGGAUAACAAGGUGCACUGCCCAGAAAAUUGUAGAGCAGCUGAAACUAAUUUAGAAGUACCGCCUUUACUUACUUCAAGGUAACGCAUUUUUGUGAACUUCUGAUCUACUCAAAAUAGGAUUUCAGUUUUGUCUAAAGGUAAAAAUAUAUGUAUCAAAAUAACAAAAACUAACUAGGUACGUAAAAAGUGAAACUUUCUAUGAAUCAUUUUACAUAGAAACCUAGAACUGCGUUAUUUACAAAUUCCAAAACUGUUGGUACACAUUCCGACUACAGAAACCUUCCGUAUUAUCUUAUCAUUCUAAAAUCUU
This is a messenger RNA of Agrilus planipennis (emerald ash borer), 1227 nucleotides long. RefSeq names its product von Willebrand factor D and EGF domain-containing protein-like. The record is from RefSeq and is a predicted model, not a curated record. Lineage: Eukaryota; Metazoa; Arthropoda; Insecta; Coleoptera; Buprestidae.